CUUCCUGUCCUCCAUGCUGCAGGGUCGGCGACUCCGGGAUUGGGGGAGGCUUUGUGGUUCCGUUUGCUGCGCUGUGACCCGCGGUCGGGAGCUGUGGGGGAGAGCGGGGCGAGCUCGGAAUCCGCCAUGGAUGCUCUGACCUAUGAGGAUGUACACGUGAACUUCACUCAUGAAGAGUGGGCUUUGUUGGAUCCUUCCCAGAAGAGUCUGUACAAAGAUGUGAUGCUGGAAACCUACUGGAACCUCUCUUCUAUAGGCUACAAAUGGGAAGACCACAAUAUUGAAGAACGUUGUCAAAGUUAUAGAAGACAUGGAAGUUGUAUCAUCUGUCACCCUGAACACAAGCCAUGUGAACAUAAGGAAUAUGGAAAGAAGCAAUGUACCUCUGUUUCUCCCAGGACAUUUAAAAGCUGUAUAGUAGUCCCUACUAUGAGAAGACAUGAUGGCUGUGAUACGAGUUCACAAUUAAUUGGUUUUCCACCUUCAGUGACAAUACAUCGACACUCUCACAUUAGAGACACACCUUAUGAGUACAAGGAAUAUGGAAAUUCGUGUGCCUUUACCAGAUUACUUUGUACAUGUAGUGUUACUAGCACUACAGGAAAAUGUUAUGUAUGCAAUCAGUGUGGUAAAACUCUGAAUUCUUCCAGUUGUCUUCAAAGAUGUGAAAAAAAUCACAUACAAAAAAGAAGUGAUAAAUGUGGGCCUUGUACAAAAGACUCAAACCAUCACGGGUAUUUUCAGAGACACAAUACAACCAAUGAGGUAGAGGAUAUUUAUGAAUGUAAGCAACAUGAUAAAACAUUUAUAUCUGACUACUCCUUAAAAGUACACAAAAAACCUCACUUGGUAGUAAGACCCUAUGAAUAUAAUCAAAGUGAUAAAGCCUUUCCAUGUCACAGUCUUCAUCAAGUACAUAGAACUAAUAUUAGAGAAAAAAGGCAUGAAUGUCAUCAAUGUGAUAAAGCCAUUGCACAUUGCAGUUAUCUUCUAAAACAUGAAAGAACUCAUACUGAAGAACAACAUUAUGAAUGUAAUCAAUGUGGAAAAGCCUUUUCAGAUAAGAGUACUCUUCAUAGGCAUGAAGGAAGUCAUAUUGGAGAGAAAUGUUCUGGAUUUAAUCAAAGUGUUAAAGCCUUUGUAUAUAAAACUCCUCAUGGGCACAAAAGAAGUCACACUGGAGAGAAACUUCAUGAAUGUGAUCAAUGUGGUAAAGCCUUUGCACGUAAAAGUCAUCUUCAUAUACAUGAAAGAAGUCAUACUGGGGAGAGACCCUAUGGAUGUAAGCAAUGUGGUAAAGCCUUUGCAUAUAAAAGUGUUCUUCACCGGCAUGAAAGAAGUCAUACUGGAGAAAAACCCUAUGUAUGUAAUCAAUGUGGUAAAGCCUUUCCAUGUAUAAGUGAUCUUCGUAAUCAUGAAAGAAGUCACACUGGUGAGAAACCCAAUGAAUGUAAUCAAUGUGGUAAAGCUUUUUCACGUAAAAGUCAUCUUCACAGGCAUAAAAGAAGUCAUACUGGAGAGAAACCAUAUGGAUGUAAUCAAUGUGGUAAAGCCUUCGCAUGUAAAAGUGAUCUUCAUAGGCAUGAAAGAAGCCAUAGUGGAGAGAAACCCUAUGGCUGUAAUCAGUGUGGUAAAGUGUUUGCAUAUAAAAGUCAUCUUCACAGGCAUGAAAGAUGUCAUACCAGAGAAACCCUCUGGAUGUAAUGCAUGUGGUAAAGCCUUUGCACAUUUCAUUCAUGAAAGAAAGCAUACUGGAGAGAAACCCUCUCAAUGUAAUCAAUGAUGUGAAACCUUUGCAUGGAAAAGUCAUCUUCAAAUAAAUGAAAGAAGUCAUAUGAGAGCAAUUCUGUGCAUGGCAACAAUGUGGUAAGCCCUUUCCACAUAAAAAUCAUCUUUAAUACAUGGAAGAAGUCAUUCUGGAGAGAAACCCUAUGCAUAUAGUCAAUGUGGUAAAUUCUUUCAACAUACUGUAUUUCAACAAUAUGGAAACAGAAUAAUUUGAAGAAUAAAAUCAAUUUGCAAAUUAAAA
Molecule: messenger RNA, 2029 nt
Organism: Myodes glareolus (Bank vole)
Lineage: Eukaryota; Metazoa; Chordata; Mammalia; Rodentia; Cricetidae
Source: RefSeq, a predicted model, not a curated record